ACUGCUCAUCUAAACGGCUAUACAAAUAAACAGCAACAAUAAUUGAGAAUUUUGUUAGGUUUAUCUUUUCAACUGUGUAUUUUUUAGUAAGAUCUUUGUUCUGUCUUACGUUUUCAAUUGCCUGCCCUUUUCAAUAGUAAUUGAUUCAACUGUUUCGGUCCUUUGAAAUAGUAUUAAGGAUUAAUUAUUGGUUGACAUUUAUUGCCGCCUUUAUUUACCUGACGUCACUAUCGCCGGAUUCAACCAUGCGUGGACUGGAGUUGAAGGGUGCUGUUGAUAAUUUGCUGAAGCGUUCAACGAGCGUAGACGAAACCACUCCUAUUAAUCUAGCCAAAAAUAAAGUCGUCGAUCACGGCACCAUUCCAAUGGAUCGAACACUAAGCGCAGAUGAUAUUUAUCAAAGUUCGUGCAAGAAGAAGUACCACAGUGAUUCUUCAGACGAACCAAAAAAGCAGGAAACUCGACAAGGCAUGAGCUUAUUGAGGAAACUGUGCUUCAUAUUGUCCUUCAAUGGUGGAAUUCUGUAUAUUGUUGCAUUUGCUUGGCUGAUACCUUGCUGGCUAUCUCCGUGUCUGUUGGCGGAAGAAAAAUGGACGUUGAAUCUAACUAGUUUACAAUUAUCUACGAACCUGAGGACAAAUACGCAAAGUAAUCCAACAUUGGUCAUUUUCGGACACGUCAACGAAGAUGGUGGAAAACUGAAAUCUUUGACGGUUUCGAAUGGAAAAGAAAUGUGGAACAAUACUUUGCCGGAAGAACCUUCCCAAGUUUUUUGUAAUUUGAGAAGUAACUGUAAAAUUUGUUUCGUGACUGGAAAGAGAUUUAUAGCUGCUGUUCAUGCAGAGAAUGGCUCUAUCAUUUGGAAUCGAACUAUUAUGACUGAUGAACCAAUAAGCACACUUUUCCUCACCCAAGAAAAACAUAAUCGAACAUACCUCGUCGGUAUUUCCCGUUCUAACUUGCAUUUAUUUGUUCCUGAAGACGGACAACAAGUAGCCAUAGCUACGCUGCCUUGCUCUUGGACUGUGUCAAUUAAAGUAGCUGGCCCAUGGUAUUCUUCUAAGACUGGAUUUGUUUGGGCUCUAGUCUGCCAACCUAAUGAUGGUGUUGAUGCUUUCACAUUUUUUGAACGAGACCUGUUAGAUUUCUCAGAGAACGAUGAGGAUUUAGAGAACCUAAGAGUGAAUUUUAAACCUAUAUUCAGAAAACGGAGCUACAGAGGUUCGAUUGAUCUCGCCUGUGACGUCACGACAACUCCGGAUUCUCUGGUUCUCUCGUGGGCCGAUAUGGUUACUAUGGUGACGGCCCAAGCACCUUUUCAUCACUUCCAUAAGACGUGGGAGCAGCGUUUUUCAAGCCCCCUCGGAUAUGUCACGAGUUUAACCACAGGUUAUUUCACUGGGUCAAAGUCCACUCAAAUUGCUGUUGCUGUUCAAGAUGGUUCUAAUUCUACGAUUCACAUUCUUGAAACCAAAAAUGGAUCUUCAAUAGCUGAAAUGAAAUUGGGUGAGCAGAGAGUAGUUUCUAUCCAGAAACUUUCUGGAGCCGAAGGUGAAAGAGACGCUCUACUCAUCGACGCUAUUAAAAAUGAAGGUUCAUCAGAUGUAGAGCCAGCGGAACUUGAACCAAUAAGCUUCUAUAUGUUGGAAUUCGAAGAAAAUAAAAGUGCACUUCGUUUUAUAGCAACAUCACAAGGACAUCUAGCAUCAAGUUUAAGCCAGAUAUCCAAAGGUAGUUCUAACUUACUGUUGGCUAGUUCCGACACAAACGGAAAUGUUAUUCUAGAUCGAUUUAUUGUCCAGAACAAAGAUCCGACGAGAAGUUUGUGUCAAGACGAACAGAACUCAAACACUACUGUCAUGAUGUUCCUGGAAUAAUGAUUUCGUGUUGCCACUUUCUGAAAGAUUAUAAUCCCUAUUUUAUAACAAAAUCGCUUCGUAUGUUUUGUAGAUGAAAUUUAAAAUUUCACGUCUACAUUUUAAUGAGCUUGUUCUUUACUAAAUGUGUUUAUAAAUUUUAACUUAUUGAUUAGUUUUCUAAAAAUGUUCAAACGUAUGUAUUGGUAACACAAUUUUAAAUUUGGAUUGAACAAAGUUUUAAGUAUCUUCCAUAUAUUUAAAAAAAAAUUAUAAAUCUUCCGCAAAUCUUCCAAUUUAUAAAUCUUCCGCUUUUGGCGUCGACAAAAUAGAAUUUCUUUUUUGUUUAUGCUCGAUUUACGUAAAAUGUACAGUUGUGAUUUAACAACUUAACAUUCUUUUUUUUUGUUGAAAAAAGUGAUAUCUUAACUUGAAAAAGAAUACUCUUAAUAAGUUUUUCGGAAUCAUUUUUAACUUAUAUCAACUGAUAUCGUACAAACUGUUAUAAAUAAGAUGUGCUAAUUAUUUAUUUUUGCACAUUAUAAUGUUCUAAAAACUUACUUGAACUAUAAAAAUUGAUUUAAAGAAAAUUAACGGAAUAGGAACCAACUACUACUAAAAAUAUUCAUGUAGUAGAGAAAAUAUAAUUUCAAACAGUGGUGUAAAUACUAUUUCAAAUUUCCUACUUUUUUUAAAAAAUAAACAGCUUUUUAGACUUGAAAAUUCAUUUUAUAAUUUAUUUAAAAUGAGAUUAUUUUCAAAUUUAUAACUGUUCAUUUUACAAGCAUUUUUUUCACUUCAAUAAUUAAUCAGUUUUCUAUAAUAUUAUAAAUAAAAUAUGCUUACAAUGUAAAAUAUUUUAUGUGGUAUCGUUUUACAACAUAAAACUGAGGUAUUGUUGUUGCGAAUUAUUAAUGAACAACUGUAUAUUACACUGAACAUUAAUAAUAAAAAUUAUUACUGAUAAUUGUGUUUCAGUUUGUGAGAGAUAACUAAUAUUUAAAAUUACUAAUUAUAUUUAAAUUAAGAAAUAGAAAUGAAUUCUUACAUUCGGGAAAGAAUGAAUCAAAUGAUUAAAUUAUAGAAAGGAAAUACAAAUUUAAAAAUCAUUUUGCUUGAAUUUGAUUGGAAGUUAAUAUACUAUAGUCAACACAAGAGCUUAUUAUUUACGAAAUCAUUUUUCUCCCUGCUAUUUGUAGAAAACUCAUUCUAUUUUGCAUUUAAAUGUGAUUUAAUUUUGUAAAAAUUUAUUAGAUCGUAGUGUUGAUGACUGAACAACAUUUUUGCUUUUAUAAAUAUUCGGGUUUGUACAAAGAGAAACAAAACUGUGAUAAUCAUCUAUUGGUAAAGCUAUUACAUUUAAAUGUUGUUGAAUUUGUUGUUUAUCUAACAAUUUGUUUUGUGCCUUUUAUGUAUUCAGAGUUAGCUAUUUUGUCAUGUAUUUAGUCAUUUUAUCGUUGAAUUUUACGUGUUAUGUUAAUAAAGUUUUCAGCUGAAGUAAGA
Molecule: messenger RNA, 3359 nt
Organism: Parasteatoda tepidariorum (common house spider)
Lineage: Eukaryota; Metazoa; Arthropoda; Arachnida; Araneae; Theridiidae
Molecular function (GO): protein binding
Source: RefSeq, a predicted model, not a curated record